AUGUUUGGAAUAUUUGCCGACUUGUUGUCCUCCGUGAUCACCAUCCUCUUCCCCAUCUUCGCUUCCUACAAGGCCCUGCGCUCUUCCGACCCCUCCCAACUGGCUCCAUGGCUGAUGUACUGGGUGGUACUCUCCAUCAUCUUACUGGUGGAAUCCUGGACUGUUUUUAUUAUCGGAUGGUUUCCCUUCUAUAGCUGGAUCCGCCUCUUUUUCAUGGCCUACCUUGUCCUCCCACAGACCCAGGGUGCCCGUUUGCUCUAUCAAGACUACGUCGAUCCGUUUUUGACUCACCAUGAGCGGGAGAUUGAGGAGCUGAUCGGCCGUAGCCACGAGCAGGCCAAAGCUCUAGGAUUGCAAUACUUCUACAAAGCCAUCGAUCUGAUCCGAGAGAAAAUUCUCGGUCUUCCCCCACAACGGACGGCCCCGCCACCACCUCCCUCUGGCCCGGCGGCGUAUGCACAGUCUCUGCUCUCGCGAUUCAAUAUCCCCACGGCGAUCCCCAUCGCUGGAGCCUCCGGGACGACAGGCAGCCCUGCCGCCUCCAACGAUUGGUACUCUGCGCUGGCAUCCGUCCUGGGGUCUGUGGCCUCGAUGGGCAAGCCUCGCGAGGUGCGGGAGGAGCAGAUGUCCGCCAGUGGCACCCUGUUGCAACAGCAGCUUCAAACCAUGUCCGGCGCGGAGAAGGCACAGUAUAUCACACACCAGCGCGAGGUCUUGGAUUUCCUCCGCUCUACGUUAGCUCGUGAGGAGCAGGCGAUGGGCCGCGACGAUCCUGAGACGGACGACCUGGCCUAUGGGGCGCCGCUGCGCAAGGACCCCAGUGACACCUCGUUCGAUGUCGUCGACGAUGAAGAUCUGGGCAACCGCAGCGGGACGCGACGGACCAGCAGUCGAUGGGCCUCGGGCUGGCUUGGGAAUGACCAGGACUCGUCUGGCUCGUCUAAUCCCGACCACGCACGCACCAGCGGAUAUGAUCGGUACUAA
Molecule: messenger RNA, 984 nt
Organism: Penicillium macrosclerotiorum
Lineage: Eukaryota; Fungi; Ascomycota; Eurotiomycetes; Eurotiales; Aspergillaceae
Product: HVA22/TB2/DP1 family protein
Exons: 3
Coding region: 1-984 (327 amino acids)
Source: RefSeq, a predicted model, not a curated record